Molecule: messenger RNA, 813 nt
Organism: Microtus oregoni (creeping vole)
Lineage: Eukaryota; Metazoa; Chordata; Mammalia; Rodentia; Cricetidae
Product: trypsin-4-like
Exons: 6
Coding region: 1-813 (270 amino acids)
Biological process (GO): proteolysis
Molecular function (GO): serine-type endopeptidase activity
Source: RefSeq, a predicted model, not a curated record
AUGGGCUCCAUCUCAUGGUGUGGGCCUCAGUCAAAUGGAGAAGUCCUGAAGAUAUUCACUUUCCUUGCUUUUCUGGGAGCUGCUGUUGCUCUCCCUGCUAGUGAUGAUGAUGGCAAGAUCAUUGGAGGUUACAACUGUCUGAAGAAUUCCGUUCCUUACCAGGUGUCAUUGAAUGAUGGCCUUGGACAUCAGAGUGAGCCUAGCUUUUUACAGCUGAGCCAUCUUUCCAGCUGCUCCCUCAUCAACAGUGCAUACUGUCUGCAGCUCACUAAUCAGGUUUGCCUGAGAGAACACAAUAUUCAGGUCCUUGAGGGUGGGGAGCAAUUUAUUGAUGCAGAAAAGAUAAUUCGCCACCCCAAGUACAACAAAGACACUGCAGACAAUGAUAUCAUGCUGAUUAACCUGAAGUCGCCUGCUAUCCUCAACUCCCAAGUGUCCACAAUCUUUCUGCCCAGAUCCUGCUCAUCUACAGGUGUUCAAUGCUUUGUGUCUGGCUGGGGAAAUACUGCAAAUACCCAGAUUUUUCAGUGUCUGGAAGCCCCUGUCCUUUCUUCCAGUUCAUACAAAAAUUCCUACCCAGGCAAGAUCACCAGCAACAUAUUCUGCCUUGGCUUCCUGGAGGGUGGAAAGGACUCCUGCAAUGGGGACUCUGGUGUCCCUGUCAUCUGCCAUGAAGAGAUCCAGGGCAUCGUUUCCUGGGGUACAGGAUGUGCACUGAGAGGCAAGCUUGGUGUCUAUACCAAGGUCUACAACUACCUGAGCUGGAUUCGGGAGACCAUGGCUGCCAACUUGAGUUCUCUUCCCUUUCAUUAA